CCUGUGUUACGGUUUAACGAGUGACCAUGUUAACUGGUGACCGUUAGCCUAAGAUCUCUAAGGUUGCCGUAGUUACGACAGCUGUUGAAGCAGGAAUAGACUGUAGCUGUCAAAUAAAACACCGAAGACGAAGCAGUGUUUCACCUGAUCGAUGGCAGCCUCAGGGAAACUGGCAUCUUUCCGUCUGCCUCCCUUGCCCACUGUGGGUGAGCUUAUAAAGCUGUACAACCUGCGAGCUGAGAAACAGCUUUCCCAGAACUUUCUGUUGGACUUGAGGCUCACAGACAAAAUAGUGCGUCAGGCAGGGAGUUUGAGAGAUGCCCAUGUGUGCGAGGUGGGUCCUGGUCCCGGGGGACUUACACGUUCCAUCCUCAAUGCCGGUGCAGCGGACGUGCUAGUGGUGGAGAAAGAUACACGCUUCAUCCCAGGGCUCAAGCUGUUGUCUGAGGCAGCACCAGGAAGGAUGAGGAUUGUCCACGGUGACAUACUCACCUACAGAAUGGACCGAGGAUUCCCAGUCAACAUCUCUAAGCCGUGGGAGGAAGGUCCACCAAACCUUCACGUCAUAGGGAAUCUCCCUUUCAACGUUUCUACCCCGCUCAUCAUUAAGUGGCUGGAGAACAUGGCCAACAAAACGGGGCCGUUCGCCUACGGACGCACCCAACUCACGCUCACUUUCCAGAAAGAGGUUGCAGAGAGGUUGACAGCCAGCACAGGCAGCAAACAGAGGAGUCGUCUGUCUGUUAUGGCUCAGUAUCUCUGCACAGUCCGCAACUGCUUCACCAUCCCUGGACGGGCCUUCGUCCCUAAACCAGAGGUGGAUGUUGGAGUAGUCAACUUCACCCCUCUGGUUCAGCCCCAGAUCCAGCAACCCUUCAAGCUGGUGGAAAAAGUCGUCAGGAAUAUUUUCCAGUUCCGCAGGAAGCACUGCCAUAAAGGAGUAGAAAAGUUGUUCCCAGAGGCAUGUCGCAUCGAGCUGACACAGGAGAUGAUGGAGAAGGCAGAUGUGGACCCCAUUCUACGCCCGACAGAACUUACCAUACCCCAUAUCAGGGCUUUAGCAGAUGCCUAUGCUCAUCUCUGUACCAAUGAGCCAAGUCUCCUCAGUUAUGAGUUCAGAGAGGAGCUCAGACUGAAGCACCUCACUGGGCAAAAACACAUACCAAUAGACACGUUUAUUGCCACGCCAACCGGCAUGCCACCAAGUCCUGAACAGCCCUGCUGAAAGAGAGACAAGAAGCCCAGAAACCUAGAGAAUUCCUUUAAUAGCCUCUGUUAACCGAGGGAGACAACCGACUGCUCUUAGCCUUGACAUUUCCACCUGGCAUAUGCAUGUAUUUUUAAAACGCUUUUCCCUGCACACAGGGAGCAAUCGGUAACUUGGUAUACAUGAAAUCCUGGAGCAGAGACAAGAACCACAUGGCACGUUAAGAUCCUGGGUGGGUUUUGGAUCAGCUCCAAGCCCCUUGUUCCAGGAUGCGAUAUCUCAAAGCAGAUAUGUGUUUUUGGGAGAAUAAAGAAUGCUUAUCACCUGUAAUAGCUCUUUAAAAGUGGGUAUCUAUAUGUCCCAGUUCUUACUUGAGAUUUAACUUGCAUAACACCUUGUCCUGUGGGACCUGAAGGAAAUGUCACUGUUUUCAGGGUGGUUUAGAGAAUGAGAACAACAUGGCAGCACCAUAUCCAGGCCAGUUUUUCCUUCCACUGUGUACUAUAUUGUAGUCACUUGGGAGUCAGAGCUUGAAGGGAAGAGGAAAGUGAUGGGAAUGUGUUGUAUUAAAGGAAGAGGAAUUGAUGCCUAUGUUUUUUUUAAAGAAAUUACAAACUUGCAUCAUAAAUGUUCAUGGAAGCACUGAUGUUACAUGUUUGUUACCUUUCCUGUACAGAAUACAGUAAUUAUGAAACGUA
Larimichthys crocea (large yellow croaker) is the source of this 1905-nucleotide messenger RNA. RefSeq names its product transcription factor B1, mitochondrial (gene tfb1m). Lineage: Eukaryota; Metazoa; Chordata; Actinopteri; Sciaenidae. Gene Ontology annotation, molecular function: mitochondrial transcription factor activity; rRNA (adenine-N6,N6-)-dimethyltransferase activity. The record is from RefSeq and is a predicted model, not a curated record. Gene Ontology annotation, biological process: rRNA methylation; transcription initiation at mitochondrial promoter. The transcript is spliced from 8 exons. Gene Ontology annotation, cellular component: mitochondrial matrix. The coding region runs from base 152 to 1225 and encodes 357 amino acids.